AUGGAUAAUCCGAAGUCCGAACAGCAGCCUGAGCUGCCUACCCCAGCACCUGCGUAUUCCGCAUUCUCAGAGAAAAGAAAGAACUUCUACCUAGGCAUUGUAACGGCCGCCGGGUUCUUCGGCCCUCUUUGCGGGGCAGUCUACCUGCCCUCGUUGAUUCUAUACCAAGAUGUCUUCAACUCAUCAAGAAGCGUGAUCAAUGCCACCGUCUCUGUAUAUAUGGCGAUUUUUGCCGUCGCACCCCUCGCCGGAGCAGCAGCAGCAGACCUCGGCGGCCGCAAAACAGUGUACAUCGUCACACUGGCCAGUUUCCUAAUAGCCAAUAUCCUACUCGCAUCCAUCCCCGCCAAUAUCGGCGCUCUCUUCGUGCUCCGCAUAUUCCAAGCUUUCGGCGCUUGCAUCGUCACCUCUAUUGGAGCCGGUACAAUCACAGAUAUAUUCGAGCCCGCACGCCGCGCAUCUGCCCUUGCUAUAUUCCUCCUCGGUCCUCAGCUCGGUCCUAUCCUAGGACCUCUAAUCGGGGGGCAAUUCGCGACGGAGUCCCGGUGGCGGUGGGCAUUUGGGUUUUUAGCCCUCGCCUGCACCCCCAUCUACCUCCUCAUCCUCUUCUGUCUCCCCGAGACGCUCCGCUGUCUAGUCGGGAACGGCGACGUCUUCGCAAAGCGAGGAUGGAUUGCCCUCCCGCGAUUCCGCCAAAAGGCACUCGUGGAGGAAGGGAAGUACCCUAAGCCGCCGAAACCCAGUCUCAAGAACUGGGUCAAGAUGUUGACGGAGCCAACGCAAUGUAUCGUUUUCGUGAACGGCGCGUUGUCGUUUGCGGGUCUUUAUUUGAUGUAUGUUAGUUUUCCGGAUGUAUGGGGCGAGCGGUUUGGGUUUUCGACGCAGGAGGUUGGGUAUGCUUAUUUGAGCCCUGGGGUUGCACUGUUCCUCGCCUCCCUCGCAACAGGCCGUUUCUCCGACUGGCACCGCGCAAGACUAACAGCAAGAAACCCGGAUAAGAAAAUCAAACCCGAAACACGUCUUCCAAUCCAGAUAGUGGGAUUUAUUAUCUCCGCCGCUGGGAAGGUCAUGUAUGGCUGGUUCACGCGGUAUAACCUGCAUCCUGCGGCCGGGUUGGCGGCGUCUGCAUUAGCCGGAAUCGGCACAGCCGUAAUAUUCGUGACGAGCACAUCAUUCCAAACGGAGUGCGCGCCAUCCCAAGCCGCAACGAUUGUGGCGCUGGGCGGGCUUCUGCGGAACAUCGCGGCGGCAAUUGCAGCGGCGAUUGUGGAUAGCCUUGUCAGGAGGAUGGGAUAUGGGUGGUGUUUUACAGGCUUGGGGAUGUUGGAUGUGGUUUGUGUGGGAGGGAUACUGGCGAUUAUGUGGAUGAGGGGUGGUAGGGAUGCGGUCUGA
This is a messenger RNA of Aspergillus puulaauensis, 1392 nucleotides long. RefSeq names its product dityrosine transporter 1 (gene DTR1). The record is from RefSeq and is a predicted model, not a curated record. NCBI's taxonomy places the organism in Eukaryota, Fungi, Ascomycota, Eurotiomycetes, Eurotiales, Aspergillaceae. Gene Ontology annotation, biological process: transmembrane transport; amine transport. Gene Ontology annotation, molecular function: amine transmembrane transporter activity. The coding region runs from base 1 to 1392 and encodes 463 amino acids. The transcript has 5 exons.